Messenger RNA from Diaporthe batatas, 3567 nucleotides. RefSeq lists its product as uncharacterized. Lineage: Eukaryota; Fungi; Ascomycota; Sordariomycetes; Diaporthales; Diaporthaceae. The coding region runs from base 747 to 2003 and encodes 418 amino acids. Gene Ontology annotation, molecular function: DNA-binding transcription factor activity. The record is from RefSeq and is a predicted model, not a curated record. The transcript has 2 exons. Gene Ontology annotation, biological process: regulation of DNA-templated transcription.
GCCAGAACAAAAGUCGGAACUCGGAAUCCGUGAGGCCUGGUUGGCUGUUGAGCAAAUGGUCGACGGCCUGGGCUGUUAGCAAGGGCGAUGGUAUCGGUCAUACCUACUCAAUAGGUAUAUGCUCGCCACUUGCAAUGUGCAGACUGGGACAUUCAACUGUACAUUCCCGCCGGUUUAACUUGGAAGAUCUUUCCUUGGAACGGUCGGAGCCACCUUGGCACCCCUGCGGAUGAGCUAGAACCAUAAAGCAACUGCUCCACCCUAAACUGUUUGUGCUAAAACAACCACACGAACCUUGGAAGACGACAUUCGCAUGUUGAAUAGCCGCAGUCACAAGCACUAGGUUAUGAGAACUGGAAAUAACCGACGCAACACCUCGCCUCAAACACUGACAUAUACAUUUCAACGCGACAAUAUACAGUCUUGGAGAUAGCGUGACGACUCAUGCAUGCAUCGGAACCAACACACUACACCAGGGCCCUGCUAUACACUUUCAAGGGCCAGACGACCUUGGCUAGUGCCGACGACCACUCGCAACGAGUCCGACCGCCCGCUCCAACGACAAGACGCGCCACGAAAAACGCGGCGGGCUGUCUUCACGAGAGUUGACAGCCCGCUCUGACCUGCAUUCCUCGCAGGAUCCUCUGUCCUCGAUUUCCUCUGUGUCAUGCAAGACGUCAGCAGCGGAUAAGACCCCUCAGCCUCAAUGGUCCGCCGCCCCAUCUGAUCUGGGUAGACCAGCAACCAUGACGGGACCACAAGGUGAUGAACCUCCGGCGACAAGCAACGGCGCGCCUUAUCCGAUUUACGCCGACUUCUACGAUACCAGCGGCCUGGACUGCAGCGCAGCGGGAACGGCAACCAACGAGGGUGACAUCGCCUACCCGUCUGGCUGGGACUAUGCCAUGUUCGACGUCCACAUGCCAUACCCUCCACUCUCCCUGGGAGCAGCCCGAGGCGGAGGGGAAUCCCUCCAGCGUCAGACUGCGUGGAACUUUGGGGCUCCGCCAUAUCCAGCCCGCACAGACACCACCAUGGGCGAUACAUUAGCCAUGGCCGACCCCGCGUUCGAGUAUACUUCUGUGGAACAACCGGCGGUGGCCGAUACGGUGUCUCACCACGCCGUUGGUCUUCAGCUAACACAUGGCUACCAAGGCUGGCUUGAGUGUCCCCAGACACCGCCGAUGGGACAGAUGUCACCACUGCCCAGUCAAAGCAGUCACUAUACGUCGUCGCCAGUGAGUGGCGCUGGACUAAAUUACUCACGAGAUAGCAGUUGCUCGUCCCUCACGACUUCGAGGGUCCCCAUUCUCGACCAGACCAGGCUCGACGCGCGAUUCAAACCGGUUCCUGAUCAAGCAUUGAGCCCACAAGAAGGGAAGCUCCCCCCUGGAGGACCGCGAACAGGCGCGGACGCGUACGCGGGACAAGCAACGCGGCAGUGGGGAUAUCUCCAGGGUCAGACGAUAAAGAAGAUCACUACAGGUACCACAGACCACGACGCCGGCACUGUUUCCCCGGUCACGACGCCUUCUCCGGGGAACACCAAUACGGCCACCUCCAGCCAACCAGCCACCCAGAACGUCCGACCCCCCUUGGAUCACCGAACACCGGGAACCGAUAAGAGGAAAGAAAAACCGCUGGCUCGCACCCGGCAGACGACCAAACAAAGGCAGGCCGAGCCCGCAUCACAAGCCAAGGGCCAAGCUGAGGCGAAACCUGCAGAGCCGACGGCGAGGCAUCGGAACCGCGAUGCCGCCAACAAAUGCCGGGCCAAGACGAAGAAGGCGGUAGCGGAGCUCGAGUCCACGGAGCUCGCCAAGAGGUCAGAGCACAGGGAGCUGUCGGCGACGGCGAGGAGCCUGCAGGACGAGGUGCUGGGGCUCAAGACCGAGCUGCUCGCCCACGGGAACUGCGACGACGCUCUCAUCCAGCAGUACCUCAUGAACCAGGCCCGCAGGGUCGGUCAAGGCGUAGCAACGGCUCAACACCAACGACAAUGACAACAACAACAUAGAGAGCAGAAGCAACACCAGCGGCACCGGCCACGGGGCCACAGCCGCAACCACACGCAGUACCUCGCCAUUAUCAGCUAGGUAGUACGGUUUAGGAGCCAUUUGCAGACGCCACGAUUCGCCUCAGUCGACCCAGCCAUCUCGAACCCGGUUCUUCGUCUCCUUGUUGUGUUCGAGGUCUCCGAAGGGACGAGCCGAGGCGAGAGACGAAAGGAUUCUGACCAACGCAGUCUUUCCUUGCACCACCAACGCCGUUUUGGCCUCAGGCUGACAAUGUGUACACUUACGUGUGCAUUUUGAACGUGGCAAGAGGGAGGGAUUCGGCAAAUUUCACAUCUCUCUAUUUUCGUGAGCACACUUUCUCUCUUUCUUUUAUUUCUCUCUUGACGAAGCGGGAGUGUCGAUGGCAGGUAUGUGAGGUCUCUUUUAUUCAAGAGGGGAGUUUCGCACCUUGGCCCAGAAUGAUCGAUUAAUGGGCAUGGAGGAUGCGCUGAACGACUUUGAUACCCUAUGAGAACCCGGUGGGAUCUGGUAGUUGAUUCCAAGGUUGUAUUGCUCACCCCCUCUAGUAGCUGUUCCCACAACCCUGCAUGUCUCUCAUCACUUGCUCGUAUUCUUCUCCCUCCCAUAUAACUAACCUUUCCUUUCCUAUCUUCUUCGACUCUGAUGUUGGCCUUGGGGAGCAAGUCGUGAUCCAGAGCUUUCGGGUCGGAUUUGGGGACGGACGGCUGGAAUCGGUGACUGGAAAUGACGAACUGUUUUAAUCUGGCGAAGGAUCCAACCACGCUUGCUUGGUCGUGGUCUGAUCCUUAAUAAAAUCUGUUUUGGUGGUCGGGGUUCAGGGUAGGCGUCAGGACAACAGCGAGGUAGCGUUCACGAAGACUCCAGACUUGUUGAACAGGCAGGCGGCUGGUCGGCUACCGAGCCCAAACUGACGUGUGCGUCAGGGCCAAGUCUGCACUUUGGUUACUCUGAAAACACUUAUUGUUUCUCGUAUGAUUGCUGUGUUCUGUCCAGAUUCCGAGGUCUCCUUUCGUGUCGGAGCUGUCCGGUAAAGCGAGGCUUGGGCCGCAAGAAGGGCGAAGGCUCUUUCUUUCGCGUAUCGACGUAGCGAGAAGGAGGAAGCGUCCGGCUAUUUGUAGACCAAGUUCUAUCGUCUGAAUUCGUAAGUGGGCCACGUUACGGAAAAAUCACGCGCCCUCGGGAUGCCGGUGCGUGUUCGAGUUGCUGCGGAUCCUAGACAUCGAGAUCAUCGCUAAAGUCCAUGCUCAGGUACGAUGUGGGUCCCAUCGGGCGUCUCGGAGGGGUACAAGCACAAGCAGGAGGCACCCAGUGCCUAGGUCUCCUGUGUGAAUGGUUGUUCACCGGUCAUGCCCAGGUGAUUCCAAGGUUGUUGUUGGAUGCGUGGUUGCACGGGUGCGCUGUGGUGGUGUAGGCGAUCACGUACAAUUGUCGGACCAAAACUUCCCAGCCUGAAGGCUUUCGAACAUCAGGACAACCAAAAUCAAUCCCAUAUCACCAGCACUGCCAUGAUUUGCUGCCUUCGUCUUGC